Messenger RNA from Tarenaya hassleriana, 1474 nucleotides. Its product is annotated as non-functional pseudokinase ZED1-like. Gene Ontology annotation, cellular component: plasma membrane. Gene Ontology annotation, molecular function: ATP binding; protein serine/threonine kinase activity. Gene Ontology annotation, biological process: cell surface receptor signaling pathway; protein phosphorylation. The coding region runs from base 1 to 1455 and encodes 484 amino acids. Lineage: Eukaryota; Viridiplantae; Streptophyta; Magnoliopsida; Brassicales; Cleomaceae. The record is from RefSeq and is a predicted model, not a curated record. The transcript has 2 exons.
AUGACAACAACUCAUGUAGAAGGUGUUUACUGUAAGAUUUUAAGGAUUUGGUCAGACGAAAAUGUGACAACAGAGAAUCCUGACAAAGGAGAGGUUAGGUUUCGGUUCCAAGCAUUGGGGAGUUAUGUCUGGAACUGCUUUCCUGUUCCCAUUGGGAGGGAGCGAAAAGCUAAUUUCUUUUUCAAUGUUUUUCAAAGAAGGAACCGUUCUUGGAAAGACUUAGACUUUGGUGUAGAUCCGACAGCGCUUCUGUUUUCUCCAUUAAUACCAAGCAGGAAGAAGCUCAUCUCCUUUGCAUCUCCUCGAGUAAUUUUCAGAUGGAUUGGUGGAAAAGGGCAGUUUCAGGAGCCAGAAGACGAUCGGAAAUUCGUCCGAGAACACGGGAACCUCCUGCAAGAACUCGUCGGAUCUUGCGACGGCAAAUCCAGUCCGAUAAGAAACUUCUCGGCCAAGCAGAUCAUCCAAGCCACCGACAGAUUCAGCCGCAGCAACUACGUCUGUGGAGAUUAUCACUACGAUUGCUACCGAGGCAUGCUCGAUGGCCGCAUCGUGCUUAUCAAGAAAUGGUCCUAUGGAGUUUUCUCCGAGAAGGUUUACCGAGACAUAGCCGUUUCGUCGAUGGUGAGCGGCCACAAGAACUUCCUCAAACUGUUGGGAUGCUGUCUUGAUUUCGCUUACCCGGUUCUCGUCUGCGAAUACUCAGAUCGUAUAACCCAUAUAACACGUAGCUUCCUCAAUGCACAUUAUACCGUAGAUCCGAUCUUGACAUGGGAUAAGAGGAUAGAUAUACCAAAGGGGAUUGCAAAUGCUGUCACUUAUCUUCAUACUGCAUUUCCGAGGAUCAUCAUCCACAAGGAUAUUCAUCCUUGUAACGUGUUCUUGGACGGGAAUGGAACCGCAAAGCUGAGUAAUCUCUGUUAUUCUGUUUACAUUCCGCAAGGCGAAACCUUUGUUCAAGAUACAGUAGAGGGGGUGUACGGUUAUCUUGAUCCCGGCUACUUUUCCUCGUCGAGGGUCACCGAGAAAACAGAUGUAUACAGCUUUGGAGUAUUCAUGCAAGUUCUCUUUACCGGGAAAAAGGCGUAUCUGUACUCUGAAUCACAUCCAGAUACCGUGGAGUGUGGCAAAUCUGCAGAAGAUGGAAGAAUACCGGGUUUUUAUCGGCAGUCCCUUCCUUAUUAUCUGGUCAAGCUGUCUGAAAAUGGAAAAUCAGGUAUAGAGGCGGCGGAUCCAAAGAUGCUGGAAAAGAUGGGAGAAGCUGCAGAGAAAGAACGGUGGCGAAUGGAAGCUUUCCAUAGACUGUCACUGAGAUGCACCGGUCAUAUCGGGGAAGUUCCAAAGAUGAUGGAAGUGGCCAAGGAACUCGGAAUGAUCCAGAGAUGGAAGGAUCCAUCCCUAUCCGAAACCCAUGUCAUGGUUUCGCCCAAAGAUGAUCAUCUUCCAUCAAAUCCGUAAAUCGGUUUUGAACUUUUUU